This is a messenger RNA of Uncinocarpus reesii 1704, 2496 nucleotides long. RefSeq lists its product as uncharacterized. The record is from RefSeq and is a predicted model, not a curated record. The transcript has 2 exons. Lineage: Eukaryota; Fungi; Ascomycota; Eurotiomycetes; Onygenales; Onygenaceae. Gene Ontology annotation, molecular function: protein binding. The coding region runs from base 1 to 2496 and encodes 831 amino acids.
AUGCGAUUUCUCCAGUCCGAGUGGCAUAGACACGAGCGGGAUCGGAAUGCUUGGGAGAUCGAGCGAGCGGAGAUGAAAUCGAGGAUCGGCAAACUCGAAGGCGACGCUCGAACUAGCAAGCGCAUGCAUGAAUCCCUGGGAAAACACGUAAAAAUUCUUGAAAUCGCGCUCAAGAAAGAAAGAGAGAAGGUCAAAAAGCUCGCAGCUGGGGAGAAAGUCGACCUUGGGAAGGACCCUAAAGAACUGGCGAAAGAAAGCCUCAAGAUUCUCCAAACUCAAUUCCCGAAAACCUCCAAUGUCGGCCUUGAUGCGGAUGUUGAUCACGAAGAUCCAACCCAUUCGGCUAUGGAUCAUGACACUGAGCGUGAUAAAUCGCGAAAUUUCCUAGGAAAAUGCUCCCAAGAAAUUGCGUAUCAUGUCAUUCCUGGGUACCAUCCGCCUCUUGAUCUCCAUGAACCCCCUGAAAUGUUCCGGAGCAGGCACCACAUGCAACGACAGCCCCUUGAAGAAACAUAUGCUCAACCACAGCUCCAGCAGCAGGGACAAGGCCAUUCAGCGCAAAUGCAUCUAAAGCAGGCCCAGCCAAACCAUGUCAAUAUGGUUCGAGAACCCUCUCUACACCAGCAUAUCCUACCUAACUAUGCCGAGAACAACAACUACGCUGUUCCAGAUAAUUACGCUUCCUCGGGACCCCGUGAUAGCUUGGAAAAGCGAACAUACGAACAACAGCGCGUGUCUGGACCUCCUAUGGAUGGACGGAAAGGCAUGUUUGACGACAUACUCGGUUCUGAAGGAAGCCGCAGAGAUUCAGAGGGUCGCCUGUUUGAUCCGUAUAAUAAACACGCCGAUGAGCAGAUGGACCGUCGCGUUCUCACUUCCGAUGGCAUUGUUGUUGACGAAGCUGACGGAUGGAAUUUUGACGAGCCGCCCGCGAACGAAACGCCAUUAAUCUCCUCUCAACCUCACCGGCCGGAUCAAGAUGCAUUUCCUAAUGCGAACUUUGUGAGCCCCAAGUCCCCUCCGCGGGCUGGUCCCGGUUCGCAUCGCCGGAAGAGUUCCGGGUCUAGAAGGAGAAGCGAGGGAAGUAUCGACUUUAGAGAAGGAACCGGAGCGGAGCUGCAAAGACAAGAACCAUCAAAUUUCAAAGUCCGUUUUGCUCUGCGUGGCCAUCUCGAUGUAGUUCGGUCUGUGAUAUUCACUGGUGGCGGAAGCCCUUCAGAACCCGAACUCUGUACUUGCGGUGACGAUGGAACGAUCAAACGGUGGACACUCCCGGCUUCCUAUGGAGGUUUUGGUCCGGUUAACGCGGCAUCGGGCAACGAUCUUGAUAUUUCCAGUUAUUUCACCCAUAGAGGCCAUAAUGGUUCGGUUACUUCUCUCGCCGCGUGUCCAGCUUCCCGAGAUUUCUCGAAUGGUGGACGAGCUCUCGGGGAUGGCUGGGUAUUUUCCGGAGGCCAAGAUGGAACCGUCAGGGUUUGGGAACGUGGAAGAGUGGAUUCCAAAGCUAUAUUAGAUGGCCAUACUGAUGCAGUCUGGGCUUUAUGUGUGUUGCCAGGUACUUCCGGUUCAAUUCUCGGAGACCGCAGUAGUCUGUAUGGUGGGCCGGAUCGCAUACUAUUAGCUUCAGGUGCCGCAGACGGAAGGAUUCUGAUAUGGGCAGUCAGCGCUCCGCCACAACUGACUUCUCCACAAGCUGGUUCACGAAGGGCAGGUGGUAGCAGACGAGCAAACUCGAUAUCGUCAGGAUCGAACUUCCCAUCCUCACCGCAGCCAAGCACGGCUACGGCAACACCGUUCCACUACACCUUGAUUCACCAUAUCGCCCGAGCCGAUUUACCUUCCCCAACUUGUAUCAGUCCAUUGUCUUUAACAGGCGCAAAUUUUGUGGUUUCGUAUGCCGACGCCUCUGUUCUCGUUUAUGACACCAAAACAGGAGAGCAAAUCGUUGGCAUGGCAAGUUUGGAAACGUAUGACGGAACUCGCUCCACCGGAGUCAACUCUGUUGUUGCUAGCACCAUUGGUUUCGAUGGCACUGCUGGUCUGGACCCUAAUCGGGCACUCGCGGAGGAAGAAACAGUUGUACAUGGGGCCACAGGUACAAGCGGUGGCGUUGAAGGUGUCAUUAUCAGUGGCUAUGAGGACCGUUAUAUCCGGCUAUUCGAUGCCAAUAGCGGUACGUUAUCCAACCUGCUGCUUAUUGUUAUUGUCCAGCAAACUAAUGAAACUUGUUCAGGUCAAUGCACGUACACAAUGCUUGCACAUCCAGCGGCAAUUUCAUCAUUGUCCUUGUCACCUGAUGGAAGAGAGCUCGUUUCUGCAGGACACGAUGCAAGCCUUCGCUUCUGGUCUUUGGAAAAACGAAGCUGCACCCAAGAGAUUACAAGCCACAGACUCAUGCGAGGCGAGGGAGUUUGCUCCGUUAUAUGGAGUCGCGAUGGACGGUGGGUUGUUAGCGGAGGCGGGGACGGUGUGGUGAAGGUUUUUGCGAGGACCUGA